AUGGAAAAAAAUAUUAUAAAAAGAGAAGAGAAUGAAGUUGAAGAAAGAAACGAAGAAAUAGAUAAUAUAGAAAACAUAGAUAAAAGAUUUAAUGAAAUAAUUUCAAUUUCUUGUGAAUGUAUUCAACCAGAAGAAUUAAAAACAAAAUUACUUUUAAAAAGAAGAUUAAUAUGUUAUGAUGGGUUUGAACCAUCUGGUCGUAUGCACAUAGCUCAAGGUUUAUUAAAAUGUUUGAUUGUAAAUAAAUUAACAAGUAAUGGUUGCAAAUUUAUAUUUUGGAUAGCUGAUUGGUUUGCACAAUUAAAUAAUAAAAUGUCAGGAGAUUUAAAAAAAAUAAGAAAAAUGGGAAAUUAUUUUAUUGAAGUAUGGAAAUCAUGUGGUAUGAAUAUGGAAAAUGUAGAAUUUUUGUGGGCGAGUGAUGAAAUAAACAAAAAACCAAAUGAUUAUUGGUCAUUAGUAAUUGAUAUUUCAAGAAGUUUUAAUAUUAAUAGAAUUAAAAGAUGUUUAAAAAUUAUGGGUAGAAGUGAAGGUGAAGAUAAUUAUUGUUCUCAAAUAUUAUAUCCAUGUAUGCAAUGUGCUGAUAUAUUUUUUUUAAAUGUUGAUAUAUGUCAAUUAGGAAUUGAUCAAAGAAAGGUAAAUAUGUUAGCAAGAGAAUAUUGUGAUAUUAAAAAAAUGAAGAAAAAACCAAUAAUUUUAUCUCAUGAAAUGUUACCAGGUUUAUUAGAAGGACAAGAAAAAAUGUCAAAAUCAGAUGAAAAUUCUGCAAUAUUUAUGGAUGAUUUAGAAGCAGAUGUUAAUAGAAAAAUUAAAAAAGCAUAUUGCCCACCAAAUAUAAUAGAAAAUAAUCCAAUUUUUUCUUAUGCUAAAUCAAUAAUAUACCCAUAUUAUAAUAAAUUUCAUUUAGUCAGAAAAGAAAAAAAUGGAGGUGAUAAAAUAUAUUAUGAUAUUAAAGAAUUAGAAAAUGAUUAUAUCAGUGGAUUAGUUCAUCCAUUAGAUUUAAAAGAUAAUGUUGCCAUCUAUAUUAACAAAUUAUUGCAACCUGUGAGAGAUCAUUUUCAAAAUAAUGCAGAAGCAAAAAAAUUAUUAAGUGAAAUAAAAAAAUAUAAAGUAACAAAAUAA
Molecule: messenger RNA, 1119 nt
Organism: Plasmodium gallinaceum
Lineage: Eukaryota; Apicomplexa; Aconoidasida; Haemosporida; Plasmodiidae
Product: tyrosine--tRNA ligase, putative
Exons: 3
Coding region: 1-1119 (372 amino acids)
Biological process (GO): tRNA aminoacylation for protein translation
Molecular function (GO): tyrosine-tRNA ligase activity; ATP binding
Source: RefSeq, a predicted model, not a curated record